AUGCUGGCGUCGGAAGCGCAGAGCCAGGGAGCCGCCGAGAGGAACGGAGCUGGCAGUGACCGCGUGGCGUCCACCAUCGCGGCGACCCACCCGCCUCCCGCUCCAACUGCGCUGCCGCUCGCAUCCCUCCUGUCGCUCGCCGCACCCAAGCCCCUCGUCUCCUUCCUCCGCUCGCCGCUCCACGCCGCGCUUCUGUGCCUCCCCGUCGCCGCGUUUCUCCUCCUCCUCUUGCGACAGCCCGUCGCCGUGGAGCACAUCGCGAUCCACGCGGUCGACGAGCAGUAUAGGCUGGAGUCGCUUGGGGAGCAGAAGGGAUCGCCAGCAUCGCACGAGUCGCCAGCGUCGCACGAGCAGCUUCAGCGACGAGUUGACGAACUGCUGGCCUCAUGGGCUGCUCAACUCGCAGAGUCGCCUCUGACCGUCGCAGCUGACACUGAAGGCUCCAGUCAGAGCGUCGCGUCACUUUCGACCGAAUUCGCAGCCCCGCCAGCGGCGCUGGUUCCGGCGCCGCAUUUGGCGGACUGCGCGGCGAAUGCGCGCGUGUACGUGGAGGAGCACUGGGCCAGCCGCCCCGCCGAUGGCUCCGACCCUCCCUGGGCCGACCUCCGACGCUAUGCGGACGAUGGGGAGGGGGAGAGGGAGGGAGAUGGGGAGGGGGAAAAAGGGGGGGAAGGGGAAGGGGGCAUGAGGGAGAGUGAGAUAGGCGGGAGCAGCGCAGGGGGAGUGCGGAGAGAGGAUGUGGCGGAGCGCGGAGGAGAGGCGCGCGGGGAGGGGGCGGCGGUGGAGGGGCCGUUUCCGCCGUGGGUGGAGGGCGCGGACGCGGACAACUACCCGCUCACGCGGCUCGUGCAGCGCGACCUCUGGCGCCACCAGUUCCCGCGCAACUGCUCCCACCCCGCUGUAAGGUUCCUGUUAGCGCCGGUGGGGCAGAGCAGGCGGCACGGGCUGGGCACGCAGAUGACGCUGCUGGCGGGCGCGCUGGCAAUGGCCGUGCGCAGUGGGAGAGUGCUAAUCAUUGCGCACGCGGGGGCCAGGGGCAAGGGGCGCGGGGGCGUGGGGCUGGUGGGGGGUUUUGAGCGCGCGGAGCACGAGGGGUGUGCGCGCGAGGGCAUGCGCGGCGAGUGGCGCUGCUACUUCCUCCCAGAGACGUCCCACCAGUGCAGGCGGCGCGCACACGCCCUGGCCAUGCACGGCGCAUCGAGAGGACGAUGGGGGGAGCAGGGCAGAGGGGAGGAGGAGGGGGCAGAGGGGGAGGAUGCAGGGGGAGAGGAGUCGGGCGGCAGGCAGCAGCGGCGUGAAAGGGGGACGCGGCGUCUGUUCUUCCCGCUGCUGCCCACGCGCUGGGGGCAGCCGUGGCUCGCCAUCCCAGGCGUGGUGGAGGCGGAGGGGCGCCUCAUCGUCACCAACCACAUGAACAACACUUACCGCUGGUGGCGCGCCCAGGCGGCGCGCUUCUUUCUGAGAGCGCCCUCGCCGCGCCUCUGCCGGCUGCUCAACGCGCAGCGCCACCUCUCCUUCGGCCGCCUCGCUGCUGCUGCCGUCGCGCAGGCUGAACUCGCGGCUGCUGAGGCUGACGUGGCACUAGCACAGGCUGAAGUGACUGCAGCUCAGGCGGACGCUGCAGUAGCAGAGGGAGGUGCUGGUGGAGGAGAUGGGGAAAUGGCAGUCACUGGGUUGCGUGCCUCUGCUGCACUCACCGCUGGCCCCAUGGAGCGGCAGCUGUGGUGGCGGGAGCGGGUGCCGUGGGUGGCGCGGGCGCUGGUGAGCAUGCACGUGCGCAUGGGUGAUAAGGGGCGUGAGAUGCGCGUGGCGGGCACAGCGGAGUACGUGCGCCUGCUGCUGCGUGUGCGCCGCCACGACCCCCAUGCUCGCUAUGUGUGGCUCGCCACCGAGAUGCAGCCCGUGGUGGAGCAGCUGAGCGGCAUGGGCGGGUGGACGUGGUUCGCCACGGAUGUGCCGCGCAUGGCGGGCAACGACAGCAUGCCAGCGUACGAGAGAGCGCUGGGCGUGCAGCGCAGCACGGACAACGCGUUUGUGAAUCUGCUGCUGGCGGGCGAGGCCGACUACUUCAUCGGGGCGCUCGGGUCGUCCUGGUCCUUCCUUCUCGACGCCCUGCGCUGCACUGCUGGGAAGAUGCGCCGCGGCUUCCUCAGUGUCAACGUUUCUCCCCGCUGGUAG
Closterium sp. Yama58-4 is the source of this 2178-nucleotide messenger RNA. NCBI's taxonomy places the organism in Eukaryota, Viridiplantae, Streptophyta, Zygnematophyceae, Desmidiales, Closteriaceae. The record is from the annotation of a GenBank genome assembly.